AUGGCGCAAGCGAAAUAUUCUAGAAUAGAUAACAAACGGCCGUCGGGUUACUGUUCGACGGUGACUAUUGUUGUGUUUGUGGCUCUAUGCUUGGUUGGGCUAUGGAUGAUGACAUCGUAUUCGGUAGUUCCUGUGCAAAAUGUAGACGAGUCUUCGGUGAAUAAUAAGAAUGAGGUGAAAGAACAGAGUGAGGUGAAGGAUCAGGCAAGUGAAGCCACUAGUGAUACCGGUAAUAGUAAUGCUCAGCAGUUUGAAGAUAAGCAGGGAGAUCUGCCUCAGGAUGAAAUCAAAAAGGAUAGCAGUGUCUCAUCCGAAAACAAUCCUGUUAUACCAGAAAAACAGGAAAUUAUUUCUGAUAAGUCUCCUGAAGAUACGAAACUGGUAUAUGCUGAUUCAACUCAGAAAGUGAAGUCAUCUGAUUCAGAUGAUAGCAAUAACAAACCUGGUUUUGAUGAGGAUAACAAGAAAUCUGAUUCUGAUGAGGGCGAAAAGAAGUUCGAUUCUGAUGACAGUAAGAAGUUGGAUUCUGAUGUGAGUGAGAAGAAGUUGGAUUCUGAUGUGAGUGAGAAGAAGUCCUAUUCUGAUGAGAGUGAGAAGAAAUCUGAAUCAGAUGGUAAAGGACAAUCUGAUUCAGAUGAAAAAGGAAAUAACACUGGUUCAGAUGAAAGUGAAAAUAAAACUGAUGACUCGAAUGAAGCAACAGAUAAUAAAACAGAAGAAAAGGUAGAUCAAAGUGAUAACCAGGGGUCUAAUGAAAGCUCUAAUGAGAAGAAAACAGAAGAAAAUACCAACAACCAGGGCUCUAAUGAGGCAGCAGAGUCAAAGAAUGAAAAAGAGUCUCAAAAGUCAUCCGCGCAGUCUACCGGGUUCAAUUGGAAACUCUGCAAUGUCACUGCUGGGCCUGAUUACAUUCCAUGCCUUGACAACUUGAAGGCAAUUAAAAGCCUUCGAACUACUAAACACUAUGAACACAGAGAAAGGCAAUGUCCUCAAGAUCCUCCUACCUGCCUUGUCCCUCUUCCUGAAGGAUAUAGACGCCCAAUUGAGUGGCCCAAAAGCAGAGAGAAGAUAUGGUAUACCAAUGUUCCACACACUAAGCUUGCUGAAUAUAAGGGGCACCAGAAUUGGGUAAAAGUUACAGGCGAGUAUCUUACUUUUCCCGGUGGUGGAACACAAUUCAAACACGGUGCACUUCAUUACAUCGACGCUAUACAACAGUUCGUACCUGAUAUUGCCUGGGGCAAACAAACACGUGUGAUAUUAGAUGUUGGAUGUGGUGUUGCCAGCUUUGGUGGCUUUCUCUUUGAAAGAGAUGUACUUGCAAUGUCAUUUGCACCAAAAGAUGAACAUGAAGCUCAAGUACAAUUUGCACUUGAAAGGGGAAUUCCUGCUAUAUCUGCUGUGAUGGGAACAAAGAGGCUUCCCUUCCCUGCUAGAGUAUUUGAUGCAGUCCAUUGUGCACGCUGUAGAGUUCCAUGGCACAUAGAAGGUGGAAAACUUCUCUUGGAGCUGAAUAGAGUACUGCGACCUGGUGGUUUCUUUGUAUGGUCUGCUACUCCUAUUUAUCAGAAGCUUCCUGAAGAUGUAGAAAUAUGGAAAGAAAUGAAGGCACUAACAAAAGCCAUGUGCUGGGAAGUGGUAAAUAUCAGCAAGGAUAAACUUAAUGGAGUUGGUAUAGCUGUAUACAGGAAGCCAACUUCUAAUGAGUGUUAUGAGAAACGUUCCAAGAAUGAGCCUUCUCUAUGUCAAGACUCUGAUGAUCCUAAUGCUGCAUGGAACGUUCCAUUGCAAACAUGCAUGCACAAAGCGCCAGUGAGUUCUACAGAACGUGGGUCACAGUGGCCUGAGAAAUGGCCAGCAAGACUCGGCCAAUCACCUUACUGGUUAUCAAACUCUGAAGUUGGAGUUUAUGGAAAGCCUGCUCCCGAAGAUUUUGCUGCUGAUUAUGAAUACUGGAAACGCGUAGUGUCCAAGUCUUAUUUAAAUGGAAUGGGCAUUCAGUGGUCCAAUGUGCGCAAUGUCAUGGACAUGAGAUCUGUUUAUGGAGGGCUUGCAGCAGCUUUGAGAGAUUUGAAUAUUUGGGUAAUGAAUGUGGUUACGGUAGACUCACCAGACACACUUCCUAUUAUUUUUGAACGGGGGCUGUUUGGCAUAUAUCAUGAUUGGUGCGAAUCAUUUAGCACAUAUCCCAGAUCCUACGAUCUACUUCACGCAGAUCAUUUGUUUUCAAAGCUUAAGAAAAGAUGCAAGUUUGAAGCUGUAGUGGCCGAGGUUGAUAGAAUUCUCAGGCCUGGCGGAAAGCUUAUUGUCCGAGACACUGCUGAGAUCAUUAAUGAGCUUCAGAGCUUGCUGAAGUCUAUGCAGUGGGAGGUUCGCAUGACCUACUCUAAAGAAACAGAGGGCUUUUUAUACAUCCAGAAGUCCAUGUGGCGGCCUACAGAAUUGGAAACUGUAGAGUAUGCUAUUGCUUAA
Molecule: messenger RNA, 2472 nt
Organism: Vicia faba (fava bean)
Lineage: Eukaryota; Viridiplantae; Streptophyta; Magnoliopsida; Fabales; Fabaceae
Source: the annotation of a GenBank genome assembly